UAUUCUUAUAACUGCUAUGGUGAUUCCCUUUGCUAUAAGAUUGUGCGUUGCUGAUACUGAUUUAUUAUAACCAUCUUGGUUGUAACUAAGCCAAACACACACAUGUGCACACAAAAUUUAAAAUCUGUUUUUAAAAGUCACCCAUCCUCAUAGUUUAUGAUAGUGACAUGAAAAGGAAUGGUACCUUAUGGUGUUUUUGUUUUUUUGUUUGAUUGUACUGAAAAUCUGGGCUCUUGGAUUAUUUUGGAUUACUAACCACAGAUUAUUUUGGCUGUUUACUGAGUUAGAGUUGUGAAGGCAGCAGCACCUCUGUGAUAUUUUCAUUCAAAAAUUUAUUUCUGUUUCUGGAGCAGAAUCACUUGGUCACAGCAGUUCCACAGCAAAUCCUUUCCUUUCAAAAAAUAUACAUAAAAAUCAAUUUUUCCUUUUUAAUGUUUGCUGUUUACUUAUUUUCUGUUCUAGAUGAUGAUGAAAUUCACAUGCUCUGCUGAAUUCAGUGGUAAAGGAAUAACCUAUUAGACCUGAGGCAAGGACCAGUCUGCUGUAAUACACAAUUUCUCAAAAAUCCUUAAUGUGAAGGCAAAACAGGCAGUGAGCAGCUGUGUUCGCUCCCCAGUCACAGCCACGUGCAUCAGUCAUGCUGUUAGUGUGCCCAUGAGUUGGAGCUGACAAGCCGUGUGCUAAGUGAACCUGACAUGAUAAGUUAACUAAGUCAAAUUACACAAUGAUUGAAGAUAAUAAAGAGAACAAAGACCACGCAUCUGAAGGAGGAAGAACAGCCAUCAUUUUUUCCCUGAAGAAUGAAGUCGGAGGACUUGUAAAAGCCCUAAAACUUUUCCAGGAGAAGCAUGUAAAUCUGGUGCACAUCGAGUCACGGAAAUCCAAGAGACGAAAUUCCGAGUUUGAGAUCUUUGUUGACUGUGACAGUAACAGGGAACAACUGAAUGAGAUCUUCCAGCUCCUCAAAUCCCAUGUCAGCAUUGUCUCUAUGAACCCAACAGAACACUUCAACGUACAGGAUGAUGACAUGGAGAAUGUUCCCUGGUUUCCAAAGAAGAUCUCAGAUUUGGAUAAGUGUGCAAACCGAGUGCUGAUGUAUGGGUCCGAUUUGGAUGCUGACCAUCCAGGUUUCAAAGACAACGUCUAUCGCAAGAGACGAAAGUAUUUUGCAGACCUGGCUAUGAACUACAAACAUGGUGACCCAAUUCCCAAGAUUGAAUUCACAGAGGAGGAGAUCAAGACCUGGGGGACUGUAUACCGAGAGCUUAACAAGCUUUACCCAACUCAUGCCUGCAGAGAGUACCUUAAAAACUUGCCCUUGCUCACCAAACACUGUGGGUACAGGGAGGACAAUAUUCCCCAGCUGGAAGAUGUGUCCCGCUUCCUGAAAGAGCGCACAGGUUUCACCAUCCGUCCUGUUGCUGGGUAUCUGUCACCCAGGGACUUCUUAGCAGGAUUAGCAUUCAGAGUUUUUCACUGCACUCAGUAUGUCAGACACAGCUCGGACCCUCUCUACACACCGGAGCCUGACACCUGCCAUGAGCUCCUAGGCCACGUCCCCCUUUUGGCUGAACCCAGUUUUGCUCAGUUUUCCCAGGAAAUUGGUCUUGCAUCACUUGGGGCAUCAGAUGAGGCUGUCCAAAAACUGGCUACAUGCUACUUCUUCACUGUAGAGUUUGGCUUGUGCAAGCAAGAGGGACAGCUAAGAGUUUAUGGGGCUGGGUUGCUCUCUUCAAUUAGUGAGCUCCAGCACUCACUCUCUGGCAGUGCCAAAGUCAAGCCUUUUGAUCCAAAGGUCACCUGCAAGCAAGAAUGUCUCAUUACAACUUUCCAGGAGGUUUACUUUGUUUCUGAAAGUUUUGAAGAAGCAAAAGAAAAGAUGAGAGAGUUUGCAAAAACCAUCAAGCGCCCAUUUGGCGUGAAGUACAAUCCAUAUACUCAAAGUGUGCAGAUCCUGAAAGACACCAAGAGCAUUGCCAGCGUGGUGAAUGAGCUACGUCAUGAGCUAGACGUUGUCAGCGAUGCCCUCAGCAAGAUGGGCAAACAGUUGGAAGCUUAACAUUCCCAUCAUCAGUGUGGUGUGCUCAACAACUCUUUUCUUUUCCCCACUGAUUUCUUUCUAGGCAUGUAACGUGCUGUAUGCAGAACUUUCCUUUAUAAAUGGAAGAAUGAAUGCCCCAUAAGGAUAAUCACUUUGUUUGUUUCUCUGUUUAAAGUCACUUACAAAAUGUAUUUCCUCCACCUCUAUCCUCCCUGGAUAAAAAAAGUCCUAGUGUUCCUUUUCAGAAGCUAGCAGAGGACUAGAGAAAUCACCAGACUGGACCACAGCUGUGGUCUGUGGAUCAGGGCUGGGAGCAGAUGCUUCAGAGGGUGGCUUAUGAGGCAAUCAUAGAAUAAUUUGGUACAGAGAAAUGUCUGUCUGACUCUAGUAGUCUAUG
This is a messenger RNA of Oxyura jamaicensis (ruddy duck), 2438 nucleotides long. RefSeq names its product tryptophan 5-hydroxylase 1. The record is from RefSeq and is a predicted model, not a curated record. Gene Ontology annotation, biological process: aromatic amino acid metabolic process; serotonin biosynthetic process. Bases 725 to 2059 code for a protein of 444 amino acids. The transcript has 11 exons. Gene Ontology annotation, molecular function: tryptophan 5-monooxygenase activity; iron ion binding. Lineage: Eukaryota; Metazoa; Chordata; Aves; Anseriformes; Anatidae. Gene Ontology annotation, cellular component: neuron projection.